CUCGCUCACGUGUCUUCCCCAUCAGUAGCCGACGCCGAUGGAUCUCGUGGCUCACGAAUCUGAAAGCGUCCGCCUCGCGUUCAGAAGUCGCCCCCGCAUGAACGGAAGCACUUUUCUCUCUGAUUUGGUGUUCAUUUUGUGAUAGCUCAGAAGAACCCUAGCAAUUGGGCAGGAGAGGAAUCUGAUCAAGAGCACCUUAUCAUUUGGCCGAGAUGCUGUUCCAGGUGGGAGGCCAGGGCACGCGGCCGACCUUCUUCGAGAUGGCGGCGGCGCAGCAGCUUCCAGUCAGCCUCCGUGCUGCGCUCACUUACUCCCUCGGGGUGUUCGCUUUAAGAAGACCAUUUCUUCACAAGGUGCUAGAUUAUGAUGAUGAAUUCUUUGCCUUGUUGAUGUUGGUACUUGAGGCUCAUAGUUUACGAACAACAGAUGCUUCUUUUUCAGAAUCCUUGUAUGGUCUUAGAAGGAGAUCUGUGAAGAUAAGAUCCAAUAAGAACACUUUAAACAAGGAGUCAAGUGAUAAGCUUCCUCGUUCUGGAUUAGAGAAGCGCCAAAAACUUCUAUCUGUUGCAAUUCUGGUCAUUUUGCCAUAUCUCAAAUCAAAGCUGCAGGCCAUUUACAAUAAAGAGAGGGAAGCAAGGCUUCAAGCUAGUCUUUGGGGCAGUGAUGAUGCAAGAUUGGAUGAUGUAGGUUUUCUUUUAGAUCAAGGAGAGAUUUCUCAUGGAAGGAUCCAGCAGCCAAGUGAAGCAGGCUCAAUUAUGCUGGAUAUGAAAAAGAAAAUUAAGGCCAUUAUAGGUGCUUGCUAUCCAUGGAUUCAUGCAACAAAUGAAGGUCUUUCUUUUGCUUAUCAACUUUUGUAUCUUCUGGAUGCUACUGGGUACUACAGUCCAGGAUUACAUGCUCUUGGUGUUCAUGUAUGCCGUGCCACAGGCCAAGAACUGAUGGAUUCAUCUUCUAGAAUAUCAAAAAUCAGAAGUCGUGAACGAGAGAGACUUCGUGGUCCUCCAUGGUUGAAGGCUGUUCAGAGAGUGAUGCUAACUUGCAUCUACACUACACUGGAUUAUGCUCAGACUGGACUAAUAGCUGCUGUAUUCUUCUUUAAAAUGAUGGAAUGGUGGUAUCAAUCUGCAGAAGAAAGAAUGUCAGCUCCGACAGUUUACCCGCCACCCCCACCUCCACCUCCUCCAAAGGUUGCUAAAGGUGGGAUUUCACUGCCACAAGACAGAUCGCUGUGCCCUCUAUGCUCGCAGAAACGAGCAAAUCCAUCAGUCAUCGCAGUUUCUGGUUUUGUCUUCUGCUAUUCUUGCAUAUUCAAAUAUGUUUCUCAGUACAAGAGAUGCCCGAUCACGUUGAUGCCAGCCUCAGUCGAACACAUUCGGAGGCUCUUCCAUGAUUUGUGAUCAAGACAAAGCAUGCCUAGAGCAAUUCACACGAAAAACCAAAAGCAGUAACAGGCUAACUUAUUCUGAAGUUAUGCAAAUUACAACAUUGAUCUGACCUUCCAGAAUUAAUCUUUCAACCAUGAUUUGGUCUUCCGUAUCUAUUCAGUGGCCUUUUUAAUACUUAAAUGACCAAAUUUAUCACCUGCAUGGGUUGAAGUGAUUCACAUUUAUCUGCAGUACCGACAGAGCAGCAUGGACUGUAAAUUCCCUAUAACAGUGAAAAAAAUUGUGUAAUUUAUUUGAAUUCUUUUGCACAAGGGAAGGAUUUUCUGUAAAUUAUUGAUGAUCUAACAUCUCCACAAGAUGAGAAGGUUUGGUAUUAGUCAAAAAUAAACUGUCUGCUCUUUUUAAACUUCAGCUUCAA
Molecule: messenger RNA, 1803 nt
Organism: Zingiber officinale
Lineage: Eukaryota; Viridiplantae; Streptophyta; Magnoliopsida; Zingiberales; Zingiberaceae
Product: peroxisome biogenesis protein 12-like
Exons: 9
Coding region: 213-1397 (394 amino acids)
Biological process (GO): protein import into peroxisome matrix; protein monoubiquitination
Cellular component (GO): peroxisomal importomer complex; peroxisomal membrane
Molecular function (GO): zinc ion binding; ubiquitin-protein transferase activity; protein binding
Source: RefSeq, a predicted model, not a curated record